Fukomys damarensis (Damara mole-rat) is the source of this 2450-nucleotide messenger RNA. RefSeq names its product polo like kinase 5 (inactive) (gene Plk5). The record is from RefSeq and is a predicted model, not a curated record. Bases 630 to 2450 code for a protein of 606 amino acids. Gene Ontology annotation, cellular component: nucleus; centrosome; cytoplasm. Gene Ontology annotation, biological process: mitotic cell cycle; protein phosphorylation; regulation of cytokinesis. Gene Ontology annotation, molecular function: protein serine/threonine kinase activity; ATP binding. Lineage: Eukaryota; Metazoa; Chordata; Mammalia; Rodentia; Bathyergidae. The transcript has 11 exons.
UUCCUGAGAGUUUGGGGUCCGGCGCCGUGUCUGCGUGGCUGCUCUUCCGCGGAUUGGUGGCGGGAAGCUGAGGUUGGGGCGAGAUAUCUGUGGAUUGUGUGUGUGUGUGUGUGUGUGUACUCGCCUCCGUUCCUUUGUAUGAGUCCAUCCUGUUGUGUGUGUACUUCAUCCACAUGUUGCGUGUUGUGUCUGUGUGUUAUGCUGUGUUUGUGUGUGUGUGGAAUGUGUAUGUCCAGGUAUUGUGGGGUUUGUUUGUGUUUUGUUUUGUUUUGUUUUUUCUGUGCUGGGGAUCGAACUCUGGUCCUUGAGCUUUAGAGGCAGGCGGCGGAACCAGUGAGCUAAAUCCCUGGCAUAUGUCCAGGUAUUGUGUUAUGUCCAGAUGUUGCGUUGUGUCCUGAUGUUGUAUUCUGGGUCCAGGUCCUGCCCUGUGGUCCCUAGGCUUGUGCAUCUGGGCUUGGGUAUGUCUGCUUGAGUGUUACAUGUUCCAGCAAUGUUUUCAGGUUGUGUUUGUGCAUCUGCGCAUCAUAUGUGCCCGUGCUGGGUUGUGAGACCAGCAACUUGUGUGUGAGCUGUACGUAUCCUGGUCUGAUGUUGUCCAUCCCUGUGCUGUGCUGUGUAUUUGUGCAUCCAUGGGUCGUAUUUUGUGCCUGGGUGUUGUCUUGUGUUGUGUUUUCAUUUGUUCUGUGUCUGAGAAUUGUGCAUUUUUGCUCUGUGUUCAGAUGUUGUGUUGUGUUUGUUGUGUCCAUUGCCGAGUACCUGGGUGGUAUUGUGUGUCCAGGCAUCGGCUUGUGUUCGUAGGUUGUGUAUCUGGGUGCUGUGGUCCACGGGUUAGGUUGUGUGCAUCUGUGUUUGUGUGUGUUGUGUCCAGGUGUGAGCUGGGUGUACAUGUACGAAGAGGCAGACCUCUGCGGCCCUGUGACACCUGGCUUGCACACCCGAGGCCCCAUGUCUGCACACCUGCGCGUCUGGGCACACCUGAGCGCACCGGCGUGCACCUGUCCCCUCCGCAGGGCGCCUUCAGCCGCUGCUACAAGCUGACAGACAUGGCCACCAGCGCCGUGUUCGCCCUCAAGGUGGUGCCGCGCAUCGGGGGCGGUGCAGGGCGUCUUCGCUGCAAGGGGAAGGUGGAGCGUGAGAUCGCCCUUCACAGCAGCCUCCGCCACCGCAACAUCGUGGCCUUCCACGGACACUUCGCCGACCGCGACCACGUGUACAUGGUGCUGGAGUACUGCGGCCGCCAGUCACUGGCCCAUGUGCUCAAGGCAAGGCAGACCCUGACGGAGCCUGAGGUGCGCUAUUACCUGCGGGGUGUGGUCAGCGGCCUGCGCUACCUGCACCAGCGGAGAAUCGUGCACCGGGACCUGAAGCUCAGUAACUUCUUCCUAAACAACAACAUGGAGGUGAAGAUCGGAGACCUGGGGCUGGCUGCCAGGGUGGGGCCAGGGGGCCGCUGCCACAGGGUGCUCUGCGGGACCCCAAACUUCCUGGCCCCAGAGGUGGUGUCCAGAAAUGGGCACACGUGCCAGUCUGACAUCUGGGCCCUAGGAUGCAUCUUGUACACAGUGCUCACCGGCAGCCCACCUUUUCCGGUGGCACCAGUCUCAGAGAUGUACGAAAACAUCCGCGCUGGCCGCUACCCGGAGCCCGCCCACCUGUCUCCCAACGCUCGCCACCUCAUCGCCCGCCUCCUGGCGCCCAAUCCGGCCGAGAGGCCCAGCCUGGACCAGCUACUCCAGGACAAUUUCUUCACUCAGGGCUUCACGCCGGAGCGCCUGCCGCCCCGUUCCUGCCGCAGCCCCCCCAACUUCGCUGUCCCCCGGCCUCUGGGCAGCCUCUUCCGGAAGGUGGGCCGGCUGCUGCUCGCUGAGUGCCGGCCACACCGCCCUUUCACCCCCAAAGAGGACUUGGGCUCAGGAGCAGAGGGGCUGGAGCCGUACCCCAUGGAGUGGGGCAGUGAGGUGUGCGCAGGACGGGCACUCAAGACAGAGGGCCACUCACCCUUUCACCUCCAGCCACGUCUGCUACCUGCCCGCCCGUGGGAAGCUAGAGACGUUCACCCCGAGGGAGCUGCCUUCAGCGGUACCCAGGCCCUGCUGGUGCUGAACAGGGCUGGCAAAGACCUGCUGCUCUCCCUCUGGCGGCCCGGCUGGCCCGGCGCCCCCUGCUCCCUGCACACACUGCGCAUGCUCGGCUGCAGCCCUGUGGCCCGCCAGCGCCUGCGCUUGGCCCUCCGCCUGCCGAGGGGCAUCUUAGGCUGGGGCAGCGCAGCCUUUCCUUGCGUGCAGGUGAGGACCCCCAUGUCCCAUAGUACCCGGGGCCGCCCCAGAGUCAAAGAGGCCGAGGACCCAGACGCCCCCAGACACUCCCAAGCCGAGGCCGGCUCCCUCUUCAACCAUUUCCUAGGCUCCAAAGCUGAACGUGGUGCCCCUUGUCCCCGUAUCAAGGCUUGA